GGGAGAAUGCAGGCACGGAUACAUACCAUGGAACAGACCUUGUUCCCCAGAGUUUGGUAAAGUGGUUAUAUUAGGGCGUCGCCAGCUCUGGUCAAGCUUUCAACCUCUGUCCCUUCCGUCUUGGCUGCAUCGACGAAUAUCCUUGGCUGCCCCCACAAACUUCCUUGGCGAAACAACGAACAGCCCCCACACCUUCGCCUUUCCCAAGGCGUCUCGUCAACCAUGGCAGACCAUCGCGAUGAGGUGCCAUCAGCAACCGACUUCGACAAGACGGAUGUAGAGCACAAAGAAAUGACUCGGAUCGCCACCGACGAUGACGACGAGGCCCCGGAGGCGCAGGGUGUCGAUUUCGAGGCCAUUGAUCCCAAGUAUUGGCGCUCUUUCAGGUUCCUCGGCUCGGUCGCCAGUAUCAUCCUCAUCACCAUCUCUCUCUACAUUGGGUUCGCUCUGCCAGCAAGUUGCUUGCAGGUUAUCAAUGAAGACCUCGGUCCUUCACCCAUUUACAGCUUCAUCACGACUGCUGCGACUAUGGUGUCAGGAAUCCUGCUCCUGCUGGUUGGCCGCUUGGGAGAUAUCAUUGGUCGACGCUACUUCCUCAUCGGCGGACAGCUCUGCGGCUUCAUUGCAUCCGUCCUCUCGGCCAAGGCCACCUCGAUCAACAUGUUGAUCGCGGGAUCCGUCAUUCUGGGAUUGGCCAACACAUCCCAGCUUACCUUCCCCUUCGUCAUCCAAGAACUCGUCCCAAACAAGCAUCGAGGCUACGCCCAGGCUGUCAUGAUCUUCUGUGUCGUGCCUUUUGCAGGAUUCGGGCCGGUUAUUGCACGAAGCCUCAUCGAGAACACUGAGCUUGGCUGGCGAUGGGUUUACUGGAUGAAUGCUAUCGUGUGUGGUGUAUCAUUCAUCCUGUUGUGCUUCUGCUACUUCCCGCCAAACAUGCACCAGUUGCACUCCAGGUUGACUUGGAUCAAGGAACUCAAGCAAUUUGACUACGGUGGGAUCAUCCUGUAUGCCUCAGGGCAGUGUUUGAUCCUCCUGGCUCUUGCCUGGGGUGGUGCUGCAUACCCUUGGGCCAGUGCUCAUAUCCUUGCACCUCUAAUUCUAGGUUGUUUCCUCCUCAUUGCCUUUGGUUUCUACGAGGUCUAUAUGCCUCUAAAGCAGCCCAUUCUACCAACCAAAAUCCUCAGAAACACAAACUAUGUCGCCAUUGUCGUUCUUGCUGCUGUUGGACAGAUGGCAUUUUUCUGCAUGUCUAUCCUUUGGCCACAGCAGAUCGCAGCUCUGUACAGCACUGACAAUGCCACGAUUGGAUGGAUGUCGUGCACUUCCGGCCUCGCCCUGGCUAUCGGAGAGAUCAUCCAGGGACCUCUCCUCAAACCUUUGGGCCACUCCAGGAUUCAACUAAUCAUAUCUGCGGUUGCCAUGACCACCUUCUCCGGCGCAAUGGCUGCCACGACUCAGCACACCAAGGGCAUGGCUAUUGCUUUUUCAAUCCUGACGGGAUAUUUUUGCGGGUGGCUUGAACUUGUCGCCCUAGUUGCCAACGGCCUAGUCAACGACCCAUCUGAUCUCGGCCUCGCCAAUGGAUUUCUAGGUUCCGUACGGAACACAGCUGCCUCUGUAUCCGUGAGCAUCUACGUCGCCAUCCUCGACCGCCGUCUCGCCGUCACCAUUCCUCACGACGUUGCGGAAGCCGCCGUGUCAGCCGGACUACCCUCUGGCUCCGUCCCCGACGUGCUCACGGCUAUCACCAACGGCACAGCAGCUGCGAUGAGCGCCGUCCCCGGGAUCAACGGCGCCAUCGAGGCAGCCGUAACGAACGGUCUCAAGACUGCUUAUGCCGCCAGCUUCAGCACUGUCUACCUCGCCUCGAUUGGCUUUGGCGGCAUCGCAAUAAUCGCUAGCCUCUUCACCAAAGAUAUCGACAAGCAUUUGACCAACUUUGUCAGCAGGAGGAUUAAUGGCACUGUUGCCACAGAGAUGCCUGCAGAUGUUAAGGAGAAGCUGGACAGUAUGUCCGGGGUUUAG
This is a messenger RNA of Phialemonium atrogriseum, 2025 nucleotides long. Its product is annotated as fungal trichothecene efflux pump. Gene Ontology annotation, biological process: transmembrane transport. The record is from RefSeq and is a predicted model, not a curated record. Bases 223 to 2025 code for a protein of 600 amino acids. NCBI's taxonomy places the organism in Eukaryota, Fungi, Ascomycota, Sordariomycetes, Cephalothecales, Cephalothecaceae. Gene Ontology annotation, molecular function: transmembrane transporter activity. Gene Ontology annotation, cellular component: plasma membrane. The transcript is spliced from 8 exons.